AGCAGAAUGACACUCGGCAAGGGCUUUACCAUGCCGACGACCUUGCUCCAGUUCCAGUCGUUCACGAGCUCACCGAAUGUGUCGUUCUUCCAGAAGCUGGCCCAGCUCAAGCUGGAUACGUAUCAGCUAAGUGAUGCCACGCAGGACAUCACAGGCUUCUUCGAGCUGAAUUCACAUGCCACAGUCCCUCCACGCUUCCUUGUGGACGACACGUCGUUCGACUUUGACGCUUCAUCGUCGCCAAACCGUAGCAAGCACGAAUGGCGCGUGCCUGGGGUCCUUGUCAACACCAACACGUUGGAGGACUUCAAAAAUCUCGACAAGGUGCGCCUGCUCAACGAUGCCAAAGCUCGUCUGCGCCAUGCAAUUGACGGGUUCAACCCCCUGGGCCUCCAAACGUUUGUCUUGUGCACGUUUGCCGACCUCAAGACCCACACGUACUGGUAUCGGUUCGCGUUCCCCGCUGUGGUCCCAUCGGCCGGCGCGUACCAGCUCCAGACGUGGACACCUGCCAACUCGUUCUUGUCACUACCGCACCAGCAAUCCAUCGUGCGCCAGCUCGUUAACCGGCGCCACGUGCAUGACGAAGUCACGAGCGCCAAUUUCCCCGCCGCAUUUAUCUUCGACCUAACGUCCAGCACGGUGCAUGACCUAGAAGACCUCCGCUCGCUGAGUCCCCCGUCCGCCCUCGUGUUUGGGUUCGUUGAUCCAAGUGGACUCCCGACCAAUCCAGGAUGGCCCCUCCGCAACUUUCUCAUAUGGAUAUCGCAGCAUUGCCCCACCUUGACGUCUGCAGUCAUCCUGGCAUAUCGCGACCCAGUCCAUCACAUAUCCAACCCCCCAGAAGCCCACGAUGACCCGUCGGCAUCAUUUGGCCUGCGCGCGUCAUACAUUGCCACCAUUGAGCUAACUCCAUACAACGAAUUCACGUCCAAGGUCGUGGGCUGGGAACUGAACGUGCAAGGGAAAAGCGGCCCUCGGCAACUGCAGCUCGCGAACCUGCUGGAUCCCCUCCAAUUGGCCAAAACGUCGGUGGAUUUAAACUUGAAAUUGAUGCGCUGGCGACAACUGCCCCACUUGGACUUGGACAAGCUCGCGCACACCAAGUGCUUGCUCUUGGGGGCUGGCACAUUGGGCUGUCACUUUGCGCGAAACUUGGUCGCGUGGGGCUUUCGCUCGCUUACGUUGGUCGACUAUGGCAAAAUCAGCCAUUCGAAUCCGGUGCGCCAGCCGUUGUACGAGUUUGGAGACGUUGGCGAGUGGAAGGCGCCGACGGCAGCCAAGGCGCUCAAGCGCAUUUAUCCGUUGGUCGAGUGCGAAGGACAUGUGCUGUCGAUUCCCAUGGCAGGGCAUGCUCUCAGCAACCCUCAAGCGCUCGAGGAAACAAAAUCGGCGUACCAAGAGUUGGAACGUAUGAUUAUUAGCCAGGAUGUGAUUUUUCUUGGCACCGACACCCGCGAAAGCCGAUGGCUGCCGACGGUGUUGGCCGCCGCGCACCAGAAACUCGUCAUCAACGCCGCCUUGGGCUUUGACACGUACUUGGUGAUGCGCCACGGAGUUCCCGUACGUGAUGGAAAAGGUGAUUGCUGUGUAUAUGAGACAUCGUACCUGGGAUAGGACGUGGUGGAUUUAGGCUGCUACUUUUGCAAUGACAUUGUCAGUCCCACAGACUCGUUGACUGAUCGAACCCUCGAUCAAAUGUGUACGGUCACUCGGCCCGGAGGGGCGGCCAUCGCAGGUAAUUUUGUCCAUUUACCCAUAAAUUUGGCGUUUUGUGCUGAUUUGCCAAAUUGAUCGAUCGAUUCUUUGAAUUUUGAAAGUACAGAAUUUUUCUGUGGGGAGGCCAUUCACAUUAAUUCACAGUCUGUAAAGUCGUACACUAAUUCGAUGUUGAACCUGGUUUCAUGCAAUUUUAUUGGCCCAAUUCUUCUGCCCAAUUGGUUGUGUCGAUUAUGUCGGUCCAGUUUAGAAUAAACUCAACACUAUAGUAUAUGAGCCCAUUGCUGUUUCCUUUAUAAAACGAACACUGUAGUUUUAGCGGAUACUAUAUUUAUUUAUUUUUCUAUUUCUUCGCAGGCUCUACUGCGGUGGAAUUGCUCGUGUGUUUGCUGCAUCACGCGGAUGGACUUGGGGCGUCUGCCUCUGCGCAGACGACUGACUUGGGCGUCGCACCGCACCAAAUUCGAGGCUCCCUAAAUACGUUUUCGCAGAUUUUGGUCCAAGGCCCAAUGUUUCAUCAAUGCACGGCGUGUAGCCCGUCAGUGUUGAAUGCGUAUCGCACCGAUGGAUGGGAUAUGUUUGUCAACGUGUGCAACUCCAAGUCGUAUUUGCAAGACUUGACGGGAUUGGCAGCGCUCGCGGCCAGAACGGACGCCUUGUCCUUUGACGAUGACAGCGACGACGACGACAGUCUGCUGUAAUUCUGUGGAGGACUUUGUGUGGCGGGUCGAAUAGUUAUGACUGCGAUAAGGUCGCAAAAUUAAUAAAUCCACAAUUAUAUAUA
Aphanomyces astaci is the source of this 2503-nucleotide messenger RNA. Its product is annotated as E1-like protein-activating enzyme Gsa7p/Apg7p, variant 2. Gene Ontology annotation, cellular component: cytoplasm; phagophore assembly site. The transcript has 10 exons. Gene Ontology annotation, biological process: cellular response to nitrogen starvation; piecemeal microautophagy of the nucleus; autophagosome assembly. Gene Ontology annotation, molecular function: Atg8 activating enzyme activity; Atg12 activating enzyme activity. The record is from RefSeq and is a predicted model, not a curated record. NCBI's taxonomy places the organism in Eukaryota, Oomycota, Saprolegniomycetes, Saprolegniales, Verrucalvaceae. Bases 7 to 1617 code for a protein of 536 amino acids.